UUAAAGACCCUAAUUUGAGUAUAACUACAGAUGUAGGAGUAGGAAUGAAGCGAUUUUACUUCGAGCCGAAGCUGGUUAGUGAUGCGCGGCAACAUUUCAGAAACAAAAUGGUUGACAGUGACCGCCAUAACCUUCACACUCACAGCCAUUUCCAUCUCUGCCUACGCAUUAAAGAGAAAAUGGAACCAUAUGAGCUCCAAGAUCGAGGAGCUCGAGGCAUCUCUGAAAUCCUGCUCUGAGAAAUGUGCCUCCGAAAGGCAAGGGCGAAUCAGGGCUCAACAGGCUUUGAGAGAAGAAGUUACAAAGUCGCAACCUAAGUCUGAAAACCUAAACCUCACCUGUUAUCCCAUGAUGCCAAUCGGUACCGUCCACUCCUGCUUCUCCACCAGGAACGGGACGCCGAGGCAACCGUUACUCGUGCCACUUGCUAGGGCGUGUUUGGUUUUUAACACUACUCGCGUUCCACCGGCGUCGCUCGAGGGUUUGGAGGAAUAUUCUCAUUGUUGGAUUCUGUAUGUUUUUCACUUAAAUACGGAUAUUGAUAAGCUGUGGAAGCAUCCGUCUAAAUCAGGGUUCAAGGCCAAGGUGAGGGUUCCGAGACUGAAGGGUGGAAGAAAGGGAGUGUUUGCCACACGAUCCCCACACCGUCCAUGCCCCAUCGGACUCACAGUUGCAAAGGUAGAGGCUGUACAGGGAAAUAUGGUUUUGCUCUCGGGUGUGGAUCUGGUUGAUGGAACUCCAGUGCUAGAUCUCAAGCCUUACAUACCAUAUUGUGACAGCAUCCGAGAAGCUACAGUGCCAAAUUGGUUGACAGAUGAUAACUUGCUUUCUGUAGCUUCUAUUAGCUUUUCGGAGGACUUCACUUCAGCUCUCGAAAAUUGCUGGAUAGUGGCGGAAAAGAAGUCAUUGUAUGCAUCACCAGGUGAGUUCCAAAGCUUGAUAAAGCAGGUUCUUUCAUGGGAUAUUCGGUCAUUGAGUCAACGCAAUCGGCCACAUGAUGCAUUACUUAAGAAUGAAAACGAUGAACUAUUGGGUAAUGCUUCUGAUGUAGAUGACCACGAAAAUGAAACAGUAGUCCAUGAAAGAGAGCAGAAUGCUAUAUAUUCCAGUAAAAUCAUUUAUCACCUGAUUUUGGAGGGACUUGAUGUCUCUUACAGAAUUGAUCAUGUCGGUCAUGUCAUAGUAGAUAAUGUAUCACAUGCUGUGCAGGAUAAUAAGCGUAGUUUCUUUAAUUACUUGGCAUGGAAAGGCAAGAUGCAAUGAUUUCUUUUAUUCUACCCGAUUACUUGUUAAGCUAUUUUAA
Messenger RNA from Vigna angularis (adzuki bean), 1303 nucleotides. RefSeq lists its product as uncharacterized. NCBI's taxonomy places the organism in Eukaryota, Viridiplantae, Streptophyta, Magnoliopsida, Fabales, Fabaceae. The coding region runs from base 82 to 1263 and encodes 393 amino acids. The record is from RefSeq and is a predicted model, not a curated record. The transcript has 8 exons.